AACGUCAAGAGUCAAAUGCGAUCAUGAAGUACUGGUCGAAUCAAGACCGAGUAACGAAAGAAUGGCGACCUGGAGAAUAGGAUAAUGUCAAUAUCAAUUCGAGUACAGGGCUUCAGGGGUAAAGAUUACAAUAACGAUAGGAUCACAGAGCCAGAAAAGGAAUGAUAAUGACACUGAUACAGAAGCUCAUACAAGGAAUCAAGGGUCUACCUGAGUAACGAGCGACAAGGGAAAUGAGAGAAGAAGAAGAAGGGAAUAAUCAGGAGAUGCAUUAUGAGAAUCAUAAUAAUAAUAAUAAUAGUACUGGCAAGGUAGUGAUAAGAGAGUACGGAGCUGUGUGUGGUACACGAUCACAGGAACCGGAGCAAAAGAUGAAACAACGGUUCUGGAGAGCAGCAAGAGGGGGUGGCUCGGAGAGUGGACCAGAUCAGGAGUCGGAAUGGAAUCAUCGAUGCUGUUGAAGACUUACGAUUUUGUUUUGGUAGUAAAUUUACUUUAUUCCUUUGGUUGAGAUGAAAGCUGGAUAGGAGCGAAAACAGGAAAGAAACGAGACGAGACGAGGGAAGGAUGGGGACCAGCACGAGUGCACAGCACGAUGUGUGAUGAAAAGAGAGAGAGAGAGGGAGGGACAGAGAGAGAGGAACGAAGUAGAAAGAGUCCGGAGUAAAACAAAAAAGAAAAGAGAAGAGAAGAGACAGAAGAGAGACAAUCAGGAAUCCCU
This is a messenger RNA of Aspergillus novofumigatus IBT 16806, 721 nucleotides long. RefSeq lists its product as uncharacterized. The record is from RefSeq and is a predicted model, not a curated record. The coding region runs from base 234 to 461 and encodes 75 amino acids. Lineage: Eukaryota; Fungi; Ascomycota; Eurotiomycetes; Eurotiales; Aspergillaceae. The transcript has a single exon.